This is a messenger RNA of Gekko japonicus, 1079 nucleotides long. RefSeq names its product family with sequence similarity 174 member A (gene FAM174A). The coding region runs from base 165 to 608 and encodes 147 amino acids. NCBI's taxonomy places the organism in Eukaryota, Metazoa, Chordata, Lepidosauria, Squamata, Gekkonidae. The record is from RefSeq and is a predicted model, not a curated record. The transcript has 3 exons.
GAAAGGAAGGAAGGAAAGAAAGAGGCGGAGCUGGGUGCGUUGCGCGGCUCAUUUGCCAUGGCCGCUUUUGGGGUGGCCGGGGAGAUGGGGUCUCUCGCUUCUCUCUUCGCCUCCUCUCAAGGCCCCAGCGGCGCUUAGGUCGCACUCGCGUGGGACGGGGCGCGAUGCCACGGAGGCUUCUCUUGCCCGCCUCGCCGCCACACUGGCUUCUGCCGGGGCUGCUCGUGAUGGCUGCGCUGUGCGGCGGAGUUGUCCCCUCGGCUGCCCCCGCCUCUCCGCGGCCGCCGUCUGUUACCCCGCGCAACUCCAGCUCUCGCGGCGGCGAGACGACGCGGAGCGGCAAUGCAAGCAAUAGCAGCCGGCAGGUCCCGAGGCCUGAGGCCGGCCAGCUCAUGACCCAGCGCGCCCUCUCUGUGCUCGUCUUGGCCAGCGCCGCCCUCAUCGUCUACUUCGUGAUCCGGACAGUGCGGCUGAGACGAAGAAACAGAAAGACACGGAAGUAUGGCGUUCUGGACACAAACAUAGAAAAUACGGAACUGACGCCAUUAGAACAAGAUGAUGACGACGAUGACACAACACUGUUUGAUGCCAACCAUCCUCGAAGAUAAGUAUGUGCCUUUCAGGAAACUCUUCAAUUGUGGCGCAACAAUGGAGGCUGUCCCGAAGGAAUCAGAAGCCAAUUUGGGGGUUGGAGGUAUAUAAGUGAGAUAUACCUGUUACGGCAUCCUUAGCUUGUUGCUGUAGACACUGUAACAUUUUACUGUACCUUUGUAUAUACAGAAAUAUUUUAAGUUUGGAGCCUAUGGAAACAGUGCACUAUACAAACUCCAUUUAAAUACGGUAUUUCCUGCUGUGUUAAUUCUGUAUUGUGGACUUCCUUCAUAAAACACUGAACUGAAAAGCAGUUUUUGGGUUUCUUGGCCAGCCUUUUUAAAAAAUAUAUCAAGCAUAGUAAUGUGUGUGGAUUGUCUGCCGCUAGAUUUUCAUUUUCUAGAGAUACCGUCUCUGUUUUGGAAACACCAAAUCUAACUACUGAUGUGGGUAGUUUUCUUAUUUAAACGAGAUGUGGGUUGUUGGAU